Messenger RNA from Daucus carota subsp. sativus, 4111 nucleotides. Its product is annotated as pentatricopeptide repeat-containing protein At5g64320, mitochondrial. The transcript has 4 exons. The coding region runs from base 319 to 2517 and encodes 732 amino acids. Gene Ontology annotation, molecular function: protein binding; mRNA binding. The record is from RefSeq and is a predicted model, not a curated record. Lineage: Eukaryota; Viridiplantae; Streptophyta; Magnoliopsida; Apiales; Apiaceae.
AAAGAUUACAAGUCAAAUAUACAUUUGCCUGACAUGCACAUACAUGAGAUACAAACACCCAAUUGAUUUGAAAAUUUGACUUUGGACCCGACCCGCUGCUCACUGUAGUGCAGAAGCUUUUUGCAGCAAAUACAAACACUUGUUCCCAGGUUAGAGCUCUUCAUUCGGCUCUGUUUCUCAUAUAUUUUUCAACUCUAUAUACACAUAUACAUACAUGUAUACACACAAUUGCUUAUAACCCUGAAAAGUUUAUGUAUGUGUAAUGCCAAUCAGUUGUUUGCUUAGCUUUUGCUUGUUUACAAUUACCCAAUAAGAGUUAUGCUCAAAAGAUUGAAUCUUGGGUGUCAUUUUGUCAAAAAGGUUCAAUCUUUGUAUAAAAAUCCAAUCUUUACAUAUUGUAGUUCAAUUGGGGAUGAUGGAAAUGUUGUUGGUAAUUCUGAUUAUAAGAAUGGGUCAUCCCCUGAAACAGAUUGGGAAAGUUUGCUUGAACCAUUUGACAUUGAACAGCUUCGAAAGUCCCUUAAUCGACUUACACCGUAUCAGCUUAAUAAGUUGCUUCAGCUCCCCCUUGAUGUCCCUACUUCUAUGGAUUUGUUCCGUAAGGCGGGUACUCAAAUGGGGUAUACUCAUACAUUUGAUGUGUAUUGUACUUUGAUUAAUAAACUUGGAGCGGCCGGGGAGUUUAAGUUGAUUGAUGGAUUGUUGCUGCGGAUGAAAGAUGACGGGGUAGUUUUUCAGGAGUCACUUUUUAUUUCUAUAAUGAGGCAUUAUGGUAGAGCUGGUUUACCUGGUCAAUCGACGCGGUUACUUUUUGAUAUGAGGGAAGUUUUUAGUUGCGAACCUAGUUUUAGGUCUUAUAAUGUUGUUCUGGAUAUAUUGGUUGCUGGGGAUUGCCCGGCUGUUGCACCGAAUAUUUUUUAUGAAAUGUUGCACAAGGGGAUCUCUCCAACUGUUUUCACGUUUGGUGUGGUGAUGAAAGCGCUUUGUAUGGUUAAUGAGGUGGAUUCUGCAUGUUCACUUUUAAGAGAUAUGACAAAACAUGGGUGUGUGCCGAAUUCAGUUAUUUACCAGACACUUAUACAUGCGCUUUGCAAGGUAAAUAGAAUAAAUGACGUGAUAAGAUAUUUGGAGGAAAUGUUUCUGAUGGGUUGCACACCUGAUGUUGAUACUUUUAAUGAUGUUAUUCAUGGUCUUUGCCGUGCUAAGAGGAUACCUGAAGGUGCUAAAUUGGUCGAUAGAAUGCUUCUCCGAGGCUUCACUCCUAGCAAGUUUACUUAUGGAAUUUUAAUGGAUGGAUUAUGCCGAACUGGUCAAGUUGAUAAAGCUAGAGCUUUGCUGGAGAGAGUGCCUGAGCCUAAUGUUGUUUUGUUCAAUACUCUGAUUAAUGGUUAUGUGGCCAAUGGACAGUUUGAUGAUGCCAAUGCUGUUUUGAGGCAGAGGAUGCCCGCUGUUGGUUGCAAUCCAGAUAUCUAUACAUAUAACAUAAUCAUCCGUGGUCUAUGUUCGAGAAAAUCUUUUUCUUUAGCACGAAAUUUGAUGAAAGAGAUGGAAAUUAUGGGUUGCAAGCCCAACCUAAUAACAUACACGAGUUUGAUCAAUGGGUUCUGCAAGGUCGGCAGAUUGAAGGAAGCAGAAGAAGCUGUCUGUGAAAUGUCCGCAUUGGGGAUCCGCUUAAACACUGUUGGAUACAACUGCCUGAUACAUGCUUUAGCUAAGGAUGAGAAGGUUAAGGAGGCUCUGGAACUAUACGCUGACAUGGUAAACGGUGGAUGUAAACCAGAUGUGUUCACUUUCAAUUCUCUGAUAUAUGGGCUCUGUAGGGUUGAUCAGAUAGAAGAUGCCUUAGCAUUAGUUCGAGAUAUGUUAUUGGAAGGUGUCAUUGCCAACACUGUAACUUACAAUACCUUAAUUAAUUCUUUUUUGAGGAGAGGUGAAUUGCAGGAAGCACUAAAACUUAUAAAUGAUAUGUUAUAUAGAGGUUGUGCCCUCGAUGAAAUUACAUACAACUCCAUGAUAAAGGCACUAUGCAUGGAGGGGUCUGUUGAGAAAGCAUUGGGACUCUUUGAGGAAAUGAUCCGGAAGGGACUGAAUCCCAAAAUCAUAUCAUGCAACAUUUUGAUCAGUGGCUUAUGUAGAAUUGGAAAAAUAGAAAAUGCAUUUGAAUUUUUAAAAGAUAUUAUACAGCGAGGACUGAAACCUGAUGUAGUCACUUAUAAUAGCCUCAUAAAUGGUUUGUGCAAGAUGGGGCAUGUGCAAGAAGCUCUGAACCUCUUUGAGAAGAUACAACUUGAAGGAAUCCGUCCAGAUGCUAUCACUUAUAGCACUUUGAUCUGUUCAUUUUGUAAAGCAGACAUGCUUGAUAAUGCAUAUGCACUUUUAUGCAGAGGCGUGAGCAAUGGAUUCAUACCUAAUGAUGUCACAUGGUAUUUUUUGAUCAGAUAUUCCGUCAUGAAAAAGUAUGAGGAGAUCUCAAUAGUUCAUCGUUUGGAACUCACUUGGAGAAGAUUGGGGAUCUAAAAUGACAUAUUUAUGCCCAUCAAAUAUAUUGAGUCUCCACGAGUCCUGCCUGCUGAAUUUGUUCGACAGAACUAUUCAAACUGAAAUCCAGCUACCUCUCAAGCAAGAAAGAAAAGAAUGGUAUCUUACCUACUCUAGACAAGGAGAAGCACCGCCUCACUGUCUAGAUUUUUCUCAAGCAUUGUUGAGGUAAGUUAAUUAACACUGGAGUAAAAUCCUGGCAGUCUUAUGACCUCUGUUCAUCAGAUAUUUGCAGGGUGUGUUAUUCAGGUUGCAUGAUUUCUUGUCAUGUAAGAUUAUUUUAUACUUUUGGCCCUAUAUUCUCAGGAGUCAGGCCACUUAACGGGAAAAAUAUAGGUAAUCAAUUCUAUUAAGUCUUGAUACUUGCGUUACUAUCUAUUCCUUUCCUUGGUCUACAAUUUAUGGUAAAAUCUAGCAAGCAAUGAGAAAAAUCAGAGAUGCUUGGAUUGAAGGUUAAACUGAAGACUCCCCACUAAACUGGUGCUCUAACCGAGCUAAGAAAGCAAUUUUAUCGUUGUAUUGAUUCAUCUGUCAUUUCUGUAAAACAAGGAAAAAAAGGAUAAAUACAUAAAUCCUCCCUUGUUUACACAUGUAAUUAUUGAAAGAAAGAUAUGAGGAGGCCCCAAGAAUCAUGAUUUAUGACAUCAGACAAAAUAAAUCAAACAUAACAUGAUGCUAGGAUGACCUAACAAAGAAAGAGAGAACUCACUUAGUCCAUUUUUUAUAUUUUAAAUGCUAGAUAAGUUCAUCAGUAAGCUGUCUAAAUUUUUUUUAUUGACAGAGUUGCUACAUAUUUUACAGUAAAGAUUUUUGUAAUGUAUCUGUUUUCUUCAAAUAAGUGGUAUAAUAAAUGGAAGGUCAAAGGCUUUUCAUUGUUUUUAACAUCUCAAGUUCUUAACACUUCAAGAAACACACACAGACACACACACAAAAUGAUUUAUUCUCUUUGAAAUUGCUGUUUGCUGCUUGUUAUGUGUAGCGGUAAACAGUUACCAUCCAACAUGAAGGUCAAUUGAAAACAUUUCUUAAUGUGCAACCUUUGCGAUGCAUGAGUCAUUUGCCAGUUUAUAUACUCUAAGUCUUUAUCAUACUAGACUAAUCGCCAGAUAAGUUGAAUUUAGGUAAAAAUAGAUACUACUCGGUCUUUUCAAAUACUGCAUAGUGCAUAGCAUCUUCUCAACCCCUCCCAAGCAGUGGGCGGAGCCCGGGACUUUUAGUUUGUGCCUGUUGAAGAAUGAAUUGUCCAUCAAUGGCUGCUGAAAGCGGAGACUUCUCUAUCUUAUUUAAGAUGCCGUCAACUACAGUAUCAAGGUCAUACACGAUGGCUUGUGAAGUACUAAUAUACUUGCCACUCAAUUUCUACAUUAUGCCAGAGAAGGUCUGCUCGCAGGGGCUGCUUUUGUGUAGAUGAGCUUUUGUGGGCGGUGGCGUGCUGCUGUUCUUGGGCGUGUACUUGAAGUUAUGCUGUAUAAUGUUUACAAUUUACAGUAAAGGAAUCAUUUAUAUGUUCAGGAAGAGAAAUGAAAACAAUUAUUCUAUGUUUGCAAUCGACAAGUCAUGUUUUUGUUGUAAA